AUGGCGUCUUUCGCAAUUGGAUCACACCACCUGAACCCACUGCGCCAAUUCAAGAAACACUCGCUCCAUCCUCCAUCAUCUCCCGCUUCUCCGCGGCCUUCGUUUGGCUCUUCCUUCUGUAGAUUCCGAGGUUCAACUCGGUUCGGCAGUGGGUUGCUCGUCAGAGCAGAGGAUAAGGCUAGGGACUCAUCUUAUUCGUCGCCAAUUCAGCAGAGGACCCAACAACCAAAUAGUAUUAAACAGCUCCAGGAUGCCGCAGAAGAGUCUGGGAACUGUGAUCCUAUUUGUUCAGUUGAUGAAACGAGUUCACAAGAAUAUGAGACCAACUACCAGCCCAAGACAGACUUGCUGAAAGCUUUUGCAGUUGUGGGAACUGCUUUAACUGGAGCUGCAGCGAUUAACCAUUCAUGGGUGGCGGCUAAUCAGGAUCUUGCUAUGGCAUUGCUGUUUGGAAUAGGAUAUGCGGGUAUUAUCUUUGAAGAGUCCCUUGCCUUCAAUAAAAGUGGGGUGGGAUUAUUGAUGGCUGUGAGCUUGUGGACCGUUCGAAGUAUUGGAGCUCCUUCAGUUGAUAUUGCUGUCUCAGAGCUCCAGCAUGCAUCAGGAGAAGUUAGUGAAAUAGUGUUUUUCCUGCUUGGUGCUAUGACAAUUGUGGAGAUUGUUGAUGCUCAUCAAGGAUUUAAGCUAGUCACUGACAAUAUAACAACUCGAAAGCCCCGCUCUCUGCUUUGGGUGAUUGGCUUGGUGACAUUUUUCCUCAGUUCAAUUCUUGAUAACCUGACAUCAACAAUUGUCAUGGUUUCUUUACUGAGGAAACUUGUGCCCCCCUCAGAAUACCGGAAGCUUCUAGGAGCAGUCGUUGUGAUUGCAGCAAAUGCUGGAGGUGCUUGGACUCCCAUUGGUGAUGUUACCACCACUAUGCUAUGGAUCCAUGGUCAGAUUUCCACAUUGCCAACGAUAAAGGACUUGUUUAUACCUUCAGCAGUUUCUCUUGCUGUGCCCCUUGCCCUUAUGUCUCUGACCAGUGAAUUUAACGGGAAGGGACAGGAUGCCACAGAUGUCUUGGCAUCCGAACAGAUGGCUCCUCGAGGACAGCUCGUGUUCUCUAUCGGUGUUGGAGCUUUGAUCUUUGUUCCUGUGUUCAAGGCCCUAACUGGGCUGCCUCCUUACAUGGGAAUGCUUCUUGGGCUUGGAGUUCUCUGGAUUGUCACAGAUGCAAUUCAUUAUGGCGAAUCGGACCGCCAAAAGUUGAAAGUACCCCAAGCUUUAUCACGCAUUGACACUCAGGGGGCACUUUUCUUCCUUGGUAUCCUUCUCUCCGUUAGCAGUUUGGAGGCAGCCGGGCUUCUUCGCGUGCUAGCAAACUAUCUUGAUGCUCAUAUUCCAAACUUUGAGCUUGUGGCGAGUGCGGUGGGAGUCGUGUCAGCAAUCAUCGACAAUGUCCCCCUAGUUGCUGCAACAAUGGGAAUGUAUGACCUGACCUCUUUCCCCCAAGAUUCCGAGUUUUGGCAGUUGAUCGCUUACUGCGCUGGCACUGGUGGGUCCAUGCUGGUCAUUGGCUCGGCAGCCGGAGUUGCAUUCAUGGGAAUGGAGAAAGUUGACUUCUUCUGGUACAUGAAGAAAGUUAGUGGCUUUGCUUUUGCUGGUUAUGCUGCUGGAAUCGCUGCCUACUUGGCUGUUCACAACCUGAACCUUUCGCUACCCACGACGCUGGCCGAGGUCCCGUUCCUUUCGGGUUCAUGA
Molecule: messenger RNA, 1740 nt
Organism: Linum trigynum
Lineage: Eukaryota; Viridiplantae; Streptophyta; Magnoliopsida; Malpighiales; Linaceae
Source: the annotation of a GenBank genome assembly